AUGGGGGCAAAGUGCCCCCAGGGAGAGCAGGGGGAAGUCUUGGACCACCAGUGCGUGCUAAAAGACCACGGCAUUUUGAUAAUUUCAGGUGUCUGUAUUGGUAUUUGCCUGUGCGGACUUAUGGGGAAUAUGGUGGUCGUGUGGUUCCUGGGCUUCCACAUGAAGAAGAAACCCUUCACUGUCUACAUCCUGAACCUGGCCAUCACUGACUUCUCUCUGCUCCUGUUUCUUCUUGUUGAACUUAAUAUUUACAUUAUUUCAACAGUCUAUUGUAUUUUCUCAUUUCAACAUCACUUGGCCCGUUAUAUCCUGACACUUCUGUUUCUGUUUUCGUAUUUUGCCAGCAUGUAUCUCCUGACAGCAAUGAACAUGGAGGAGUGCCUGUCUGUUCUGUUCCCGAUCUGGUACUGGUGUCGCCGCCCAAAGCACUUGUCAGGCAUCAUGUGUGGGGUGCUCUGGGCUCUCAGAAGACUUUUUGUUACUUUGGCUAUGAUUUGUUGUAAUUUGAAUAUAAACUGUGAACAAUUAUUACAAGGUUUAAGCACCAUGAAUUUUCUCAUUUUGCUUUAUUCCAACCUCUCAUUGUUCAUCAGACUCCAGUGUGGCUCACGGAGACGACACCCAGGGAAACUCUAUGUUGCUGUCCUGCUCAGUGUGAUCUUCUUGUUCAUCGUUGGAUUUCCUUUCAGUGCACUGAUUUUCCUUGAUCCUAUUUAUUUAAACCCAUUUUACCAUCAUAUUUCUUACCUGCUGGCAUCACUGAACAGCAGCAUCAACCCAUUAAUUUACUUCCUGGUGGGGAGCUGCCGGCAGCACCAGUUCCAGGGCUCUGCACAAGUUGCCCUCCGCCGAGUGUUUGAAGAGAAAGCGGUGAGCAAGGAGAGGAGCCACGUGCCUGGGGACACUGCAGUGGAGACCACUCUAUAA
Molecule: messenger RNA, 927 nt
Organism: Egretta garzetta (little egret)
Lineage: Eukaryota; Metazoa; Chordata; Aves; Pelecaniformes; Ardeidae
Product: proto-oncogene Mas-like
Biological process (GO): G protein-coupled receptor signaling pathway
Cellular component (GO): membrane
Molecular function (GO): G protein-coupled receptor activity
Source: RefSeq, a predicted model, not a curated record